Messenger RNA from Podospora pseudocomata, 3057 nucleotides. RefSeq lists its product as uncharacterized. Gene Ontology annotation, molecular function: NAD+ poly-ADP-ribosyltransferase activity. Bases 1 to 3057 code for a protein of 1018 amino acids. Lineage: Eukaryota; Fungi; Ascomycota; Sordariomycetes; Sordariales; Podosporaceae. The record is from RefSeq and is a predicted model, not a curated record. The transcript has a single exon.
AUGACACUGAAGCGGUUCAAGGCCGACGUGGUCACCGCCCGACAGAAGAUCACUGGCGGUGGCCUUGCUGGGGUUCUAGACCUCAGAGAUGGCAUUUCUGAUGGCGAGAUCGUCUUGUCACUCCAACACCCCGAGCUUGGCCGAAAAGUACGGCUUCAUUUGUUGGCGCAGGAUACCGGCGACUACCCUGACAACAACUCAUUCAUGAUGUAUACCGAGGAUGACCCGCCAGCUCCCAUCGAAAAGUUGAUCAAGAGAACUGCCGACUAUCUCAUAGGUCUAACCGUCUACGAGGUAGCUUCAGAGAUCUCCAAGCAGAUGAGUUUGACGGGAGGUGUGUCGGAGGAUCAAGACGAGGGAGACAUGAGCGACGAUGAGUUUGGCUUCCAGUCCGAGGCCGACGACGAUUACGAUGACGAACUCUUCGGGCUAAAAGAGGGGUCAGGUCGACCCAAAAAUGCAACGGUCAAGGAGCUGAUUGCACUAUCCCCGACGGACAAGCUGUUGCUUUCACGCCUGAAGCGCGACUUGCGCCAAGUACACAAUGCCGGCUUCAAAAUCGGGCUUGUCUCUAGCUUCGCUCAGACAUCCAUCUAUGGCAUCGUUUCGAUCUCGGUGCGAGUUGAGAGCCUGGGGCUGUCGGAGGAGGUUUUGGAGGCGUGGAACCUGGAGGCUAGCGAAUACAUUGUGCUUUUGCUGCGCUUUGAUGGCUACAGCCCGCUCGAGACUGUCAUCGAGAAGGCAGUGUCCUCAAUCCAGGUCAGCUUUCGAAUUCGCAAGUGCAAAAAGUACAAGCCAUCGGAGCAGGAAGCAAGGAACGCAUUUAUUACUGUCACGAAUCCUGGCGUGAGACCAGAAGAUGACGAGGAAGGGCAAACUGCUCAGGCUUCGGAUACAGAAGCACUUCAGAAGUUUUUUAUUUCCAACUCGUUGGAUCAGUUCUUGAACGAGAGCUUUAUUUCGAUCGUGAAGACCAGAGAGAGAACGGGCUACGACUGGGACCAGGCAAAUCGCCACUACCAGAACUGCGUAACCCAACCGGACGAUCCAGUCCCGAUCGAUGAAUCCGUGUCUGAUGCCAGGCCGGAACGCCAUCCACUGCUGGGGGAUCACUUGAAAGAUGCCCAUGGAGGCGAGAGAAGCUUUCCUUUGGUGGCGAUGCAGUUUGCUAUGCGCUACAUCAUCAGGUGCACCGAAUACUGUCUGAGAUGUCAUCAGAAAAUCGAAGCUGAGUUCGAGGCACUCCAACCAUAUGUCUGCGACAACCCUCUUUGCUUGUUUCAGUACAUGUCAAUGGGAUUUGGCCCCAGCAUCGAGCCCAUGAUCCUCAACGAGCCGUAUGUGGUUGAUCUCCUCGUCAGCCUUUGCUACGCCGCGGUUUCAGACCCUUCUGGUCAUCGGAAUGCGCUACAACCGUUCGGCAUCAGCUCUGCAGCCCAGGUAACCGGCGUUGGCUCUACAGCCCAGGUAAUCGGCGUCGGCUCUGCAGCACAACCAUCCAGCGUCGGCUAUGGGGCGAUACGCAACCUCCCGGUUGGCCUGCGAUUUAAAGUACCAAAUCUACUAAACGUGACAGGCUGCAAGUGGAGGGGGAUCCUGAAUGGUAAUAGGCUGGUUCUCUGUGAGAACAUGGACGACAUACGACAACUGGCUGGGUACAAGUGGAUCGCUUGGGUUACCACCGACAAUAUAAUUCAACACGGACGAGUAGAGGAGGUUCACCUUCCAAGCAGCACCGCCGUACUUUCGAUUAGGCCGGGGCAUUCAUAUACUGCCCUUCCCGUCGAUCAGCGGGGGCUUCUCCAGGCGCCAGUUGGCAUUGCUGGCGCGCCCGUGAGAGUGUUUCCCUACGACACCGACUUCGAUGAUCUGCCUGAUGCCGAUAAAGGCCACGCCAUGAGACAAAUUCUCGAGAACCUCCCUUCCAUUCUUCAGAUGGAGGCAUGGUUGACAAGUCAUCCGCGAUGUUUGUUCAAGGACAUGGACGGAAUAUCACCUGCCGCAGCUUCCAUUUUGCAGUGGAUCGUCUCAUCCAACAGAUCUUGCAUCUAUCAAGUUGAUCGCCGCCGAUAUCGAGCAUCACCCGAAAAUUCAGAACAACCAGCAGGAAAGGGACGAGAUCGACAGCACCAGCGCAUCUUGGGAAUGGACUCAUGGGUUCAGUUCCGGUUUGCCCAAGGCUCGCCCGAGAAAGAACGCCAGUUCUCUCGGGCACUCCAACAAAUUGCUAGCAGGAAAGAUUUCAAGGGUCAUCCUACCAUUCUGGCGUGGCAUGGGAGCAAUCUUGCUAAUUGGCACAGCAUCUUGCGAACAGGCCUGGAUUUCAAGGUUGUCGCGUGCGGCCGCGCCUAUGGCAACGGGGUCUAUUUCAGUCCAGAUUUCAACACGAGUAUCUACUAUGCACAAAGUGGCAUGACAUGGCCCAACUCUGAUCUCCAGAUCACGCAGUGCAUGAGCCUGAACGAGAUCAUCAAUGUGCCCGAGGAGUUUGUCUCGGCCGCCCCACACUAUGUUGUGAGUCAGUUGGACUGGCAACAGUGUCGCUACCUGUUUGUGAAACCGAGACCUGAGUUGUGCUCAACGCAGGCUUCAACUCAGGCUUCAACACAGGCUUCAACUCCGGCUCCGGUUACUCCACAUGGUAGCUAUACCCUGGCGCGGAACAAAUCCAACGUUACAACCAAACCCAACGUUGGAGCAUCCACACCUCCCAGCACCCACGGCAAGGGUGCGGUGCCUAUGCGCACACAGCAAAAUGGACGUGAGGUAAAGGGUGAAAAUUCUGCCGUCCUCAAGAUCCCUCUGUCUGCCAUCCCUUUGAGAACAAUUCAGGUAGCGGGGACGGAUGCAACCACCUCAACUUUGCUGGCCAAGCGAGUGCGUGACAGCCCCGAACUUAGCGAGGACGAAGAUGCCGUAGACGUAGCUCUCUUGGUUAGCGACACAGAGACGAAUGGACCAGCCGCUCAACGCCGUAGGAAAAUGAGCACGGCGCAGGGGGAUCGUGCGAAGCUUGGACUUACACCGUCAGUAAAUAUCACGCCCUUGUGGACGUAA